This is a messenger RNA of Mizuhopecten yessoensis (Yesso scallop), 4519 nucleotides long. RefSeq names its product 3-[(3aS,4S,7aS)-7a-methyl-1,5-dioxo-octahydro-1H-inden-4-yl]propanoyl:CoA ligase-like. Bases 346 to 2013 code for a protein of 555 amino acids. The record is from RefSeq and is a predicted model, not a curated record. The transcript has 2 exons. Lineage: Eukaryota; Metazoa; Mollusca; Bivalvia; Pectinida; Pectinidae.
UACAGACAAUGAAUAUAAAACAGUUGUGGCCUUCCAUAUACAAUCUCAUUGGUUAAACAUACGAUGCUUUGUUUGGCAUGUACCACGUGGGAUUAGGCAAAAAUGCACAUCAAACAAGUAGAAUUAUCGGUCAAUUGUUAAUACUAUCAGAAUAUGCAUCACGAUAAGAGUUACAUUACAAUUCGUGACCUCUAACUUAAUGAUAAAAGAGCACUCGGGCAAAACGACACAGGCACGAUGUUUCAGAUGUAUGAUAGUCAGGGUGGUGUAUACAGAAACACUAUAGUAAAAUACAUCGCUGAACAGAGAAGUCACUUUGAACGUCGGGACUGAAUAACAGUAACUAUGAGCAAGUGGAGUUAUCUACACUCACCUCCAACUGUACCAAAUACGUACAGCAGUUUAAAUGACGCUUUAAAGAGAAAUUCAGAAACCUCUCCCAAUACAGAGGCGUUCAUCUAUCGUUGUCCAGAUGGAUCUCGCCAGAGUAUCACCUCCAGUGACCUCUAUGAAAAAUCGAGAUGUGUGGCCAAGUACCUCAUUACUUCCGGUCUAUCGCGGCAGGACAAAGUUGUCAUUUUCGGUCCUAACACACUAGCAAGAAUCGUAGCGGAAUUUGGCAUCUUAUUGGCAGGAGGUGUUGUCCUUCAACUCAAUAUCAACGUCAAAAAUGCCACCGACGCCGCCGAUAUGUUAGACAAGGGUAGAUGCAGAAUUGUGUUUGCUGAUCCUGGUGAGAACGAUGUUUUGCUUCCGGUUAUAAGUAGUCUGGAAAGGGAGGAUAAUAAUAAAAAACAAGAGCAUCAGUUCAUCUUUUUGAGAAAAUCAAGCUCAACAAAAAUCGCCCACACCCUCAUCAGCGACAUUCAAAGUGCAGAGAAUGCAAAUACGGUGUUGCCGGAGGUAUAUCCCGAGGAUGACGCAAUUAUAUUUACUACGUCCGGUAGUACUGGUAAGCCUAAAAUGGUUGUCCAUACUCAUUUAAAUUUUAUUAAUGCCUUUCAACAGUUCGCCCGUAUAAAAGAAGAACAAAACAAAUCAUUCAACAAUCGGCCUUUUUGCUGGCUUGGUGGAACACUAGCAAUUCCCAUAGUUAUGGGAUCUCCUUUGGUUUUCACCGACUCAAAUUUAAGCACAACAGUGGACGGAGUCAAAACCAUUUGGAAAAUUAUGAAAGAAGAAGAUGUUGACAAUGCUUUAUUGAUGCCGUAUGUUCUACACGACCUUAUCACAGAGCAAGACAAUAUCGAAGACGAUGGAUUCCGGUUGCAAUCCAUAACGACUGGUGGUCAAAUUAUAGACCAUUUCUGCACAAAAGUAUUAGGAAGGUUCUGCAGAUCAUUAUCAGUUGGAUACGGUUCAACAGAGAUCAUUGCCGGCACCUUUCUGCCUACUCUUCGUCCGGGAGAUCACCUCGAAACUGGAAAUGUGGGAAAUCCUAUGAACGGUGUGGAAGUCAGGAUCGUCGACUCAGAAGGACAUCCAACAAAAAUAGGGCAGGUAGGCGAAAUUCAGAUCAGGAGUAGCUUUUUGAUGAAGGAAUAUUUCGCAGAUGAAGCUAUGACGAUGAAAGCAUUUACAGAUGAUAGGCAUAAAUGGUUUAAACCGGAAGAUCUUGGUUUGAUUACGUCAUCAGGAGAUCUGAUCAUACGCGGUAGAGUAAAAGAUAAUAUUUCCCGCGGUGGAAGGAAGGUGCUUCCGGCGUUGGUGGAUGACGUAGUACAGCAUCUAGAUGGUCUCCGUUUCGUGGCGACAGUGGCAGUACCAGAUGCACGGCUGUAUGAAGAAGUAUGUGUCUGCUUCAUAGCGGAGGAAGGGGUUGACCUGUCUCCAUCAGACGUUCAGCGUUAUUGUGAAGAUAAAUUCUCCAAGGAUGAAUCGUUAGAUGGCAUGGGGUCUAUGCCCAAAUAUUUUGUCAGAUUCGACGAAUUUCCAACGCUCUUCACUGGGAAGCCCGACAAACAGGAACUGAAGCGACGGGCAGCAGGGCGCCUAAAACUUCAUGUCGGUUGAUAGGAAAGCAUUUCUGUAUGGCAUGCAGAUAACAAUUUAUUCUCUAAUAUAUUUGGAUUUCAUACAAGUUAUAUCUUAAACAGAGCACAAGACGCAUUUUGGCAUAACAAGGUAACAAAGUGAUAAGAAAACAGCUUAUAUGAAACUGGUUAAGUUACUUAUGUUCUAAUAUAUGUUCUGAAUGAAAUUUGAAAACCUUGGAAAGGUGAGUCCUCCUUUGCUUAUAUCAAGCAGAAUGAUUUUAUUUUGUGUUGUAAAUGGCAGUUAUAUUUGUACAUUCAUUCCCGAAGGAACAUUUGAACUCGUACAAAUCGAAGGAUGGAAUAGUUCAUUAAAAAAUUCAAGGGGCAAAUGAGCUAACAUAAUUAUUUAGAGUUGUGGCACUGUUAAUUUACAAUAUGGGUCUGUUCAUUAUCGUAAACACAUUACUUAAUUGACGAUGAUGCUGUUCAUUUUGAUCAUGCUGACCAUUAUGAAAUCAAGAUGAUUGUCAAACCAACACAAAUAUCAUACGUCGUACAUCGUACGUUGAAGCCUUCGCACAUGCGCCAGGGAGGAUUGCGGGGGGGAGGGGGAGGGGGAUCACCUAAUAGAUGAAUCUAUACUUGAGACUGAAAAGUCAUCUAAGGAUUGAACAACAUGAACAUUGGAAACUUCUCGUCAAUAAAGAUAUCUAUUUUUUAAAUUUGUUAAGUUAUCAUUUAUCUUAAUAUAGGUAUUUCCUUAUAUUUUCGAUAUGGAAUUGUCGGAGCUAACGAGAUUCCUUGAACAGGCUACCGUCACCGAAAUAUUUGCAUCUACCUGUUGUCUCACGUUAUUUAAGGCGGAGGAGAAGCUCAAAAUGACGCAAAUCAAUUGGCGCUCAAUGACCUAUAUUCACCAUUGUAUGGCAUUGCUACUAUAUAACCCUACCAGAGAUAGUUGCGAAUUGUCCAGCUCAUGAAAUGCAAACAGUGUAGGAAUUUCAAGGAAUGAAAACAAGUUGCGGUUUCCUCCCCUUGAUAGACAAUAUUCUGUUACGUUUGUUGACAAAAGGAAAUGGAGAAAAGAAGUUAUCAUACGUGACUAAGUUUGAAAUUAAAACAAAGGUAUAAUAAUAUAUAACAAAACUCGAAAAUAAACGUUACGUUACUUUAAAAAUAAAAUUAAACGCCACCUAUAUGUAAGGAUUAUAUGUCGUCUGCGAAAUGGAUGAUAGCGACGAUAUAGGAUUAUCCGACUCAGAGCUUGGAAAAUGGAGUAUUUGUUUGCCCAGUGAUAUGAAUUCCGAUGAAAUGGAUAUGGAUUCCGGCGAGGAAGAGAUCUUAAGCGGACUAGAUCUAGAAGGGAUAGUAGAGUUGAUGGCAACUUCGCGGCUCCGCAGGAUUUUCAAAAGAAAUUGAAGCGGAAAUACAGAGGGCGGCGUUGGGCUUCCUGCACCCUCCAGAAACAAAAGGAGAGGUUUGACAAUGCAACUGUUGAUGACCUUUCACUUUAUUGCGAUGCCACACGGGCGGAAAAACACAGCCUGGGGGAUAAAGGUAUGUCAAGGUAGGUUUGAUUGGUACUGUAGAGGUUUGUUGAAACAUGUAGUGUCACACUGUAUAAGAAUCAAUCAAAACACGUUAAAUGUUGCAAUUUAUAACACUCAAACAAAAGACGGCUUUAACUGUUACAAAGCUUACUUUCUCACUUCUUAUCUUGGGAAUCACAGUCUUUAAUUGUAUUUUACAGUUUUAAUAUUGAGAAAAACUGGGAAAUCGGUCAGCAUGCAGGAGGUAAGCAUUCAGGACCUGGUCGAGGAACUCAGGAGAUUUUAUGUUGAAGCUAGGCCGAAGGGGGUAGAUCUGUACCGUAGGAACAAUUUAAGAAUAUUCGGAGAGUGAUAAACAGACAUUUAGCCGAUAUUCAUAGGAACAUUGAUAUCGUGAGAGAUAAAGAUUUCAGACGUGCGAAUUAUUGUUAUUGAACCAUGUCACCUAGAAAAAAUCGCCACUUACCUGUCCGUUGUUGAUACCUUACCCACCUGUGGUCCUUCGCCACUGUGUGUGGUUCAAUUUAUCCAUUCACUUUGUGACAAGGAGGAUGAAAUUUCAUCACCAACAUUUCAUCAACAUUUCAACGUGACGAAUCUGAAGAAUAUGUAACACUGUCACACACAACCCACCAACAAAAAAAAAGUGGAUUGGAAUUCCGAGAAUCGGUUAAUGAUAAGCGAAUGUACAAUUGUCCGGGGUCGUCCUGGUGUCCGGUGAUAAUGUUGAAACUUUUUUUAGAACAAAACUAACGUAAAUGCCGCACAGCUGUUCAAUCAGUAUAACAAGAUUGAUUGUACCUCCCCUUUGACCACUAACAUUUGGUACAAAACAAAUCCUCUGGCGAAACGUACAAUCGCAUGUUUUCUCUCUGACGUAUGUAAAUCGUCCCAUGUCGACAAGCAGUACACACCUCAUUUCCCUGGGGCCGCGAUGGCCAAGUGGUUAAGGCGUCUGACAUUCUGAUACCACUAGCCCUCCACCACUGGGUC